Molecule: messenger RNA, 1074 nt
Organism: Penicillium lagena
Lineage: Eukaryota; Fungi; Ascomycota; Eurotiomycetes; Eurotiales; Aspergillaceae
Product: protein kinase family protein
Exons: 2
Coding region: 1-1074 (357 amino acids)
Biological process (GO): protein phosphorylation; mitotic DNA damage checkpoint signaling
Cellular component (GO): nucleus; cytoplasm
Molecular function (GO): protein serine/threonine kinase activity; ATP binding
Source: RefSeq, a predicted model, not a curated record
AUGAAAAAUUUCAGCCGAUUUCCUCUCGCCCUAGGGGGCUUAUAUUUCUUCCUGGCAAGCAGUAUUGCUGCUCCCCAUCAUCAUGUCGGACUUGUCAAGCGUGACGUACCGGAUUUCAUCCAAAGUUGGCCUUUAUACCAGGACUAUCAGACCAUGCGUGAGGGCGAGGGGGGUGCUGAGCUCGAUGUACCUAUACUUGACUCGGUAACACUAGCAGACUACGACAAGGGCUCAAAAACGCUCACAUGGGGCUGCAACAGGCUGGUAUUGGGGGAGCAAAUUGCGGUAAAUGUUGCCGCCAUUCACAAGGCCACGCUCAAACCUUACCCUGAACCGACUGUGAUCGCCAAGCGAAGCUAUGGCGAAAGAUACGCUGUUAUUUAUGGUGGUAUUUUGCAAAAGAAAUGCAGCAGCAAUCCGAACGUUCUUCCCGUGAUCGAUUACGUUUAUCAGGAAGAUCCGAGACGGCCUUACGGAUGGUUGAUCCUGCCUUACGUCUCCGAAGGCUCCCUGGAGACCAAUUUCGGAUCUUACUCGGAUCAGAACUCAGUGAACGCUGCCUUCAAGCAGAUGCUCAAUGCGGUGGCUGGUGUCCAGAGUGAAGGCAUUAUCCACCGGGACCUUAAGCCCGAGAACUUUCUGAAGGAUGGCGACACGCUGAAGCUUAUGGAUUUCGAUCAAUCAAGGGAGACCUCCUCUUCCGAGCAAUAUGAUGUUGGCACGGAAAGUUACCUUGCCCCAGCUGUUCCAGAAAUUCUUGCCAUGAAGUCGGAUACCGGAGCGGCCUACGACUACAGAGUGGACACAUUCUCGAUGGCGAUGACCUUUAUGGUCAUGUCUGUUGCGGAACUGCAGGGUUCGACCGAGCGCUACCGACUAUGGAAGGAUGUCAUUCAGCCCAAUGGUAAACUCUGGCCUUCAGCCGAUGUUGUGGCAGAUGUUCUGAAGGCAAGAAACUAUGCAGUAUUCAGCAACAAUGAUAACCUUCUGAACGUGAUCGCUAAGGCUUUAUGCGCGCCAAGCGAGCGCUACUAUCCCCAGGGAUUCCAGUCGGCAUUUGCUGGAGUUGUAUAA